Molecule: messenger RNA, 576 nt
Organism: Sorex araneus (European shrew)
Lineage: Eukaryota; Metazoa; Chordata; Mammalia; Eulipotyphla; Soricidae
Product: C-type lectin domain family 2 member E-like
Exons: 4
Coding region: 1-576 (191 amino acids)
Cellular component (GO): external side of plasma membrane
Source: RefSeq, a predicted model, not a curated record
AUGAUAUUUUACUUUAAAGGUGCACAUAACCAAGAAAAGUAUAGAACAACUCGACCUUCUGAAACACUUCACAGACAUGCUUUCUGUCUUGUCACCAUUUUGGUCAUGGUUAUAUCUAUGGUUAUGCUUUCUGUUAUGUUGACAGUAAUAAAGGAAAGAGCAGUCUCAGAGGAAAUAGCAGUCUCAGAAGUGCAUGUGCAACCCGCCUGCCCACCACCGUGGAUUGUAUUUGGAAACAAGUGCUUUUAUUUCUCUGAAGACACGGGGAACUGGACAUUCAGCCAGAAUUUCUGUGACUCACUAGAUGCUCAUCUCGUUCAGAUUGACACCUCAGAGGAACUGACAUUUCUAAAAAGGUACAAAGGCCCCUACGACCAUUGGAUAGGCCUUAGCAGAGAAUCGCCAAGUCACUCUUGGAAAUGGACAAAUUAUACUGGAGGCAAAAUGGAAUUUCAGGUCAGAGGAACUGGGGAAUGUGCCUACUUGAACGAUGAAGGCGUGAGCAGUGCCAGAAUUUCUUCAGGCAAAAAAUGGAUUUGUAGCAAACCCAAUGUCUGCACUUAUCAAAUUACUUGA